CUUGGUGAUGCAUACAACAUGUAUAAAUGAAGCAGAUCCGAAAAGCAAACAAGCACAUACUCUAUAGGUGUCUUUGAGGAAGGAGACAGUACAUAAUCAGUAGAUUGUUAACUGGGUGGAAUCAACGAGCAACAAAAGCAUUAAUUUGUUUGAGCUUCAAAAAAGAUUAUAAAACGAAAAAUGGCUUCUGCCGGAGCGAUAGAGAAGACUGAAAAGGCAAUAAAAAGUAUAUCUAAAGGAAAAGAUAAAAAAGACGACUGUUUACUGAUGAUGGCACCGUUUGCCAAUUGGGAUAGGUUUCUCACCCCAGCACCAUCAGCCAUAGCCAUACUUGGAGAACUUUUACUAAUCUCAACAAAGACAGAUUUUACCUUGACAGAACAGAUGCCAACUAACGGGUUUGACUAUAUCAAAUAUCCUGAUUCUUUCAGAGCUUGCUUAGUACAGGUGACUAACAGUGGAUGGAAUGCAUUUAACGAAGCACACACCAGUAUGGACCAAAUACGGCUGAUGUCAGGAAACGUUGAUAGUCAUAUAAAGGAUUCUGUAAGACUACUCAUGGCCGGUUCACCUAGAGAAGUGGAAGAAAUGCUCCCAUUUUCUUUAAAAAGUGUUGAACAAAUUGCCGAUGAUAGUUUGCAGUUGGCUCAGAACAUUGAGGACAAAUUUCUUUUCGUCAUGCAUCUUACCGAAGAACUUCUAGAAGCCUCAACAAAUACAAAAAGCGUGCACGAUCGAAAGGCAAAGAAUACGGCAACACAGAUAGAAGUAGCUGAGCUUGAGAAAACACGUGCAGCAGAGGCCCAAAAGGAAAGAAAGAAAAGAUAUGAAAAUAUGGAAAAACAGGUGAACAAGGCUCAGGAUGAAUAUACACAUACAAUCAAAGAUAUGCCGGGAAGCGGACAACUAUUGGGAUUGUCUUUUGCAGAGGGCAUGGUUAACUCUGUAAAGUCAAUAAUAGGACUGCCUUCAGACAUUGUCAGGGGUCUUGGAACAGGAUCCUUUCAUAUUGCACAUGAUUGGAUAAGAGGCACUCCUGAACAACCAAAAGCAAUUCUUGGAACAACCAAGGGUUAUAAUGUUAAAGUAGCUGAGCAUAACGUUCUCACAACAGUAGCAAUGAUAGAUACAAAUAUACAAAGCCUUGAACUUAUAAUUGGUACCCCUGGACACAAACCUGACCUGAAUGCAAUUAAAGAUAACAUUGGAACAUUGCAAGCUUCCCUGUCAAGGCAUCAGGCAAACGUGUCGGCAGAAAAGGAUGCCGGUAAACUUGGAGUCCGGAUUUCUGAACUUUGCAAAAAAGCUAAGGAAAUUUGCAGCGAAGCACAAAAGAUCUCUUGUGCCCUUUAUAGCGACAGAACAGUGGUAGACCUCCAAAACAAGGUUCUAGAGAUAAGAACGGAAAGUAUGUCACUUGUUGCAAAAGCAAAUAAAAAAUUGGGAAGAAAUCCGCUUGAUGAAAAGUCUCCAUGCCUUGAAAAAAUGCCUGUUCAAAGUGAAAAUCCAAACAUCGUUAAAUCAGCUAUGGAAACCGCAAGAUUUAAGACCGAGUUAGCAAAAGAAACCCUUCGAGACACAAAAGAGAGGCAGGAUGCAGCUGACAAGCAACUAGAGGAAGCAAACGAAAGACUCUGUGAUGCCUUGAAGACCAUGAAAAAACUAAAGCUCGAAGAAAUCGACUUUGACACGGUUCGCACGACUUUACAGCAGGGAAUUAGAGCUUUGGCACAAGUAAAAGCGCAGUGGGGAAAACUUGUUGUCUUUUUCGAAGAAAUAUCCAAUAUUAUCAAAUGCUGCAUGAACACGUCUCUGAAGAAGUUUGUUCAAACUGCUACUGUAAGCCGAAAACUGAAAGGAGAAGGAGAAAUGAUGUCAAAUGCUUUUCGCGCAAACAUGUAUGAACAGACGCUGCAUGCCAGCCGAGUAAGCUAUGUUGUCAGUACAAUGGCCGGGGCAUACGUUGAAAUAUCGAGAGAAAAUCUAAUGGAACAGAUAACACAACUGUCAGAUUUGAUAGGACUAGACCCUGAAAUAGAUAAGCAGAAAAUACUGUCUGGGAGACAAAAACUACAUGACCAAUGCGAAUCCGCACAACGUGCUAUAAAGAAAAAAAUCAAAGAGCAGCAUCAGAAAUAUGAAGAAGCUAUAGACGAGAGAAUUUCCAGAAUUCAACGAGAAGUGGAAGCUGUAAUGCCUCCUCCUGAUAAUUUGCCAGCAAUACAAGAAGCUGUUAAGGAAGGAUUUAAAGAAGAUGAUCUCGACGAUCUCGUAGGCUAAUUGAUACCAUUGGAUGUGUAUAGUUUUAACGCUGGUAUCGACAAAUUAAGCAAUCAUGUUAAAAAUGUAUAACCAAAUAAACUUUUAUAAUUAGUUUCAUAUGAAAUCUGUUUAAUCGGAUUUUUCAUUUUAUGUAAAUUAAGUAGGAUUGUUUUAUUGAAUGUUAUAGCAUUUUAUUGUAUUAUCCUUUCCUUGAACCCCUAAAUCAUAUAACUUGUGCUCCUCAUGUCUGGAAAACUUUAAAAAAAUUUAAUUGUGAAAGCACCAUGAAUAUACGAAAAUGAGAUGUGUACUAUACGUCAUUCCGACAACAACCCCGUGACAAGUAAUACAUUUCCCAAGAAGCAAGCCGUCACAUAGCUGGUGAAAUUGGUGAAUGGUUUCACAUUACAUUUUAACUAUUUGUAUAUAAAUUCAAGUUAAUUAGGUUAAACAUAAAAGACUUAUAUAACUUUGAGAUUUACCAUUUUUUUCAUUUUUUGGGGGUGGAGGAUGUAUAUGUAUAUACGCUGGCCAGGAACAUUCAAAACUGAUUAAAACGGCAAUGGUUGAGAUCUAAAAAUACUAAACACUAAGCUAGGUAGAGGAGUAUGUUAGACAAGGCCCAAAUAUGACCACUUUCACUUCUGUUCUCGUACUAUGAACAACAAAUUAUUUAUUUUGUAAAAAAUAUUUCCGUACUCCAUGUAUACCGAACUACAAAAUUAUUUUUAUUUACCUGAAUAUGUUAUUUUAUUUGGCGGCAUUUUGUCCAAGGUUAUGGUUAUCUUUUUGAUAUUGCUUAGGAUUUCAUGUUUGAUAUAACAGUGAAUCAUUCUUAAGACAAUAACUAGAUUAGCUAUAAUUUUUGGAAAACAUCUAAUCAUCAUUUCCAAUACCAAUAGCAUGUUCGUCUUUUAGAUGUAUAUUUUUUUUCUCUUCUCUCAUAUGAUAUGCAUAGUAUAAAUAGUCAAUAAAUCUCAACAAAUUUAAGACUCCAAUCAUUGUUUAAGUUAUAUCUGCAUUCAUCUUUUUUUUUUAUUAAAUUCAUGUUCACCGCUUCGACACAAAAUAUCAUUUUGUAUUUAUGACAGACUAAAACGUCCAUCCAAAUUACAAAAAUUCCUAAAGAAACAAUUUACAAUGCAUAACUGUUAUAAUAUACAUCAACGUUUCGUGUGUACUUAAGAAUAGACGCCAUAUAAUUAACCAAUUUUCGAAGAAUUGCGUAGGUCAUAUGACCUGAUUUAAACAUAAAUAUGAAUACAAAUACACAGGCAAGCGCGUUCAAUCGUACAAUGACAAUUUUUUUAAGUAUGUUUUAUUUCAUGUCAUAGAUUAAAAGAAAUAUGUAAAUCAUCGUUUUACCUGUAUUUGAAUGAUUUUUUUGUAGGCAGAAUAAGUCAACGAAAGAGACCAUCACGGUGGCUGCCUUGUUUCACUUUCCAAUGUUGACCUUCUACUAUUUUUAAUAACUAAACAUGCUUAGCCCAUACGUAGUCCAUGCCAGUUAAGGGUUGAAUUGAAGUUUGCAUGAAUACGGAUUCAAAUGAGUUGAAUUUUUGAAUUGCAAGCCAAAAUACAUCAUCAGCUUAUUUUGACAAAAUUGAACCAAAACUAGCUGCUUAUAAUGAAAUAUUAUUUCACAAUUCUGCUUUUAUAAAUGUUUAAAAAAAAAAAUCUUAUUUUGAUUAUUUGUCAACUUCGUAGCUAACGCCCCUUUAAUGUAUGUUUUACAUGUAUUGACAACUAUUCUUUGUAUUAUAGCUAUACUUUGGAGGAUUAAAAAGUUAAAAUAUUGUAAUAACAUGUCCAUUGUACAAGACCGUAGGUUGAACUUUAGAAGUAAAUUAUUUUGUGUGUCGUUUAAUUGGGUUGCUGUCUUAAUUAAAAAUGAAUAAUUCACGUCUUAUUUAAAUCAUUCAUAGAAAGUAAGCAUCGCUUAAGAUAUGUCAACAUGCAUGUAUUAUAAUUGCUUUUAUCGUCUGAGAGUCGUUUUUUCUCCUUUUAUCCCCUUCGGAUUUAUUCGUCAUCUGUUUUUCUUCAAUUUUUGCUUUUUAGGUAGGGAUAGCUAGACAACUUCCAACCCAGCCCAAAUCCUCCACUAAAGAUCCCCGUGUAAAACAAUAUUAUUAGUCCUAACCAAUCAACAGACUAACCUGGUCCGCUUUUCUGUUUAAAAGCUGUCUAACAAUAAGCGAACACAACAGGUGACCAGUUUAUCAACGGACUCAACUAUUAAAGAGUCAGUAUUAUCUUCCAAUCAGGUAGUAGGAAAUUAUUCAGUUCGAAUACCGUUUCCUCGAAGACGAUAAUCAGAAGAUUUCUUACAUUAUUACACCUUAUACAAGUAAACUGGAUUUUGAUUGGUUGAGAGCCAGUGUAUUUUUCAUGUAUUUUCUUUUAUCUAAUAAAUAUCGUUUAUAGUUCACCGCCGCGGGGUAUAUGCCCAAGGGUAUGCCUUUUUUACACUCUCUGUCGUGGUAUAAACCGAAAUGUAGAUACAUUUUUUACCCUCCAGGGAGACGCUUGAUCAUUUGUGCGUUUUAUAAAAUGCAACUGUGUUUGUUACCGUCGUGAUAUCUAGUAAUGUAACUAAAUCGAAUGUGUAUCUUAACCAUUUCUAUUGAUAUUUGAUUUAAAUAAACAGAUAAAGCAUGCUCAUGAGGUAAAUUUGAGAAAAAUACCAGUCUUGAGAAGGUAUUUCCUUCGCCUGUUGGCUCAUGACAUUUUACCAUCUCUCGACACUCCCCAGAAUUUUUCACAAAUACCACUCCUCGACAUGAUAUAUCUGUUAACUAUCUAGUCUAUCUAGCCAUUCUGGGUCCUCUCCAACUAACUUACAUGACCGCUUUUUCAUAUAAAUCUUAUAAAAAAAGGGAGAGUGUAAAAAGAAACCGAGAUUAUUUUAAAAUUAAAACAAUUAGAAGAAAAUGCAAAAACAGAAGAAAAUCUGGAAGAGAUAGACCAGAAAAAUGCAGAACUAAAAAUGUAUAGACAAAAGAAGGUUCAGGUACAAAAUAUCAGAUCAAGAAGUCAGUGGAUUGAAGAAGGGGAAACACCUACUAACUUUUUUUUUAAAUCUAGAGACUAGAAAUUAUAUUAAUAAGACUAUACAGAAACUUACAUUAGAAAAUAGGGUUGUAGUGGAAGAACAAAAAUAAAUAUUAAGUCAGACAAAAGUGUUUUAUGAGAAAUUUUAUAAAAAACAAGAUUUUUGAAAAGUGUUGAUUUAACGCAGGACAUUUUUAUGAUGAUAUACCGAUGCUGAGCGAGGAUGAAAAGCAGUUAUUGGAGAGAAAUAUUAGUUUCUCUGAAUUAUCUGCAGCAUUAAAGAGAAUGAAAAAUAACAAGAGUCCAGGCUCUGAUGGUUACACCGCAGAAUUUUUUUAAUUUCUUUGGAUUGAUAGUGGUAAAUUUGUUCUUAAAUCUAUAAAUUUUGGAUAUGGGAAGGGUCAAUUUAUAGUCACCUAGAAGCAGGGAGUGAUUAAAUUUAUUCCAAAAGAAGGUAAACCAAAACAAUUUCUUAAAAAUAUGAGACCUAUUACUCUUCUUAAUUCUACAUAUAAAUUGGCAUCAAGCUGUAUAGCAGAGAAAAUAAAAUCUGUUUUGUCAAAAUUAAUAAGUUCUGAUCAAACUGGUUUUAUUCCAGGUAGAUAUCUAGGGCAAAAUUGUCGAUUGAUAUAUGACAUUCUGCAUUUUACUGAAGAAAAUAAUAUUCCAGUUGUUGAUUGAUUUUGAGAAGGCAUUUGAUUCCAUAUCUUGGUCCUUUAUUUAUGAUACAUGAAGAUAUUUUAAUUUUGGAGAUUUAGGUAUAUCCUGGGUUAAAACUUUUUUAAAGUAAUAUGACAGCUGCAGUGACACAAAACUGUUUUCUGUCAGAAUUCUUCACUGUAGAAAGAGGCUGUAGACAGGGGGGAUCCUUUAUCCCCUUAUAUUUUCUUGCAAUGUGCAGAAAUAUUAGGCAUUUUAGUAAGAGGUAGUAGGGAGACAAGGGGUAUUUCUAUAGAUGAUACAGAAUUUAUACUUUCUCAAUAUGCGGAUGAAACAUCAUUGAUAUAAGAUGGCUCGCCAGAAUCACUCGAUGCAUCUCUUACUGUUCUCCGAUUUUAUGCUGGAAUCUCGGGACUUAGGAUUAAUAUAGAAAAAACAAAUGUUAUUUGGAUAGGUAGCAAAAAACAUAGCCAAGAUCAAAUUUGUAUUAAGUGGGGAUUGAAAUGGGGCUUCAGCACAUUUAAGCUUCUUGGAAUUACUUUUUCAGUUGAUCUAGAUAGAAUGAUUUAUUUAAAUUAUAGGUCAGUGUUAAAUAAUAAAGACAACACUUUGGAAAAAUGGUCAAAAUAGUAUCUAACCCCCUUUGGAAAAAUUACCAUUUUGAAAACUUUGGUCAUAUCUUAAUAAAAUCAUCUGUUUCUAUCUAGUCAAGAUGAGAAUAUGUUACGUAAUUUGACAAAUAAAAUGUAUACAUUUAUAUGGGAUAAUAAACUGGAUAAGGUCAAGCGAGAUCUUUUAUGUCAAGAUUAUUUUUUGGUGUUUUAAAAAUGUUAAAUUUAAAAGCAAUUUAACUGGGAAAAAAUACACAUUUCGUUUACAAAAUAUACUAGAAGUACUAAGCUUUGCUGGUUCCAAUAUAGAAUCAUCCAUAUAAUGUUUUUUCUGCAAAGAAGUUUUGACAAAUUUAAAUGCUUUAAAUAAAUAUUUAAAGGAAAUCAUGAACAUUUAAUCAUUUCAUUUAAAAAAACUCUCUGAAGAGGAUUACAACAAAUACUGGGGUCCCUGGAUCCCCAUUACAGACUAAUAAAUAAAUGUCGAUUUUUGUUUUAUCAAUUUUAUUUAAACACCGCACAUAGAUAUUCCAAGAAUGAAAUAAGAUUCCAUUGUUAUUAGAUGAUUAUUUAUAUUUAACUUAAUGUUACACUAUAUAAAUAACACAUAGCUGAGAGGGUGAUAGAGCAGAUUGUUACCCCGAGAAAACAUUGUCAACUGAGGCGAAGCCAAGGUUGACAAUGUCUUUUCGAGGGGUAACAAUCUGCUCUAUCACCCUCUCAGAUAUGUGUUAUUUAAUUUAUUAUACUGAAUGUUCUGUCAUUACUGUCUAUUAAAUUUCAAAUUCAAAGUAAUAAACUAUGACGUCUUGUACAUAGCAACCAUCCGUAUUUAGUAAAGCUCACAUUUGAUCAAUCGUCUCCGUGAAGGGUAAUAGAGUAUUUACCAUAGGAUAGAGUAAAUUGUCUCCCUCGUAUUAACCAAUCAAAAUCUGGCAUUUUGACAUGAAGUGUAAUAACAUUAUAUAUUCAAUUGUUGUUUUUGAUUUAAAACUUCCUUGCUGUGAAUAUGCCAUUAUGUAUACCUUUGUUCAUACAUGUUGUGCUAGUCUAUUUGUUACAAUAAAGCAAAUUCAUUAGAAAAAAAACUUACAUGACCGCCAUGUUUACCUUUUUAGAUAGUCUCUCAUAACUCUUUUUAGAGUGGCUCUUGUAUGUUUAAUGAUUAUGUUUUAUUAACUUUUUGUAUGUUUUAUAAAAUGAAGAGGUGAGACUUAAAUAAAAUAUUGUCCCAAAAGCAUUGAACCAUCAUAGCCCUGUUCAAAACAAAAGAUAAGCGGAAAAAGUCAUGCAAAUCCAAUCUUUUGUUACUUUUGUUACUAAUUUCAAAUAUAAAUUAUAAUGUGGUUAAAGAAAGAUUUGAUCGUUUUCGUGGAUUUUUGCAAUGACAAAUAAGCGGCAACAGACCUUUCACGAUCCUUUUCACGAUCAUCAAAAUUCGGUUUCUGAUUAACUAAAACAUAAUUACUUUAAGAACUAUUUUAAACAGUAAUAUUGAACGAUAUUUUAAGAGAAAAGUCGUUAAUGCAUUAAAAAUUUGAAAACAAUCAUGUUAGUUACAUGUUUAUUUCUAUAAAAUUUCGAGGAGCAAUCUGCCUUUUGUAGUUUUGUAAAAACAGUAUAGUUUUAAAACUUCAUUUUCCCCGAAAACUGAUCAUAAUGUUGAACUAUUUUGACAGACAUUUUUAUUGUUCUAAUAUUUGUCAUUAUAAUUCAUUAAACUAGAUUAUUUACUGA
Molecule: messenger RNA, 8321 nt
Organism: Mytilus californianus (California mussel)
Lineage: Eukaryota; Metazoa; Mollusca; Bivalvia; Mytilida; Mytilidae
Exons: 3
Coding region: 181-2280 (699 amino acids)
Source: RefSeq, a predicted model, not a curated record